This is a messenger RNA of Insectozyma verbasci, 2517 nucleotides long. Lineage: Eukaryota; Fungi; Ascomycota; Pichiomycetes; Serinales; Debaryomycetaceae. The record is from the annotation of a GenBank genome assembly.
AUGGCAAAAAAACUGUCUUCGCCCACAGCGACCAAAUUAAAAUCAGCUGCUUUGAAACAUAAUAAAACUUUAAAAGAUGAUGAUAAUGUAUUAACUUUAGAUCCAUUAGUUGAACCAUUGUUUCAAAAAGGCUAUAUUAGAGAAUAUUUAAUCACAACACCAACAACAACAUUAUUGAAGAAAAGACAAUUGAAAAAUAAAGAAUUAUUAUUCUUCAUUAUACCUUUAAUAGUUAUUUCAAUUUUUGUCAGAUUAUCUAAUUUGUCAAAUCCAAAUUCUGUUGUAUUUGACGAAGUUCAUUUUGGCGGAUUUGCUAAAAAGUAUAUUCUUGGUACUUAUUUUAUGGAUGUUCAUCCCCCAUUAGCUAAAAUGUUAUAUGCUGCAGUUGGAUCAUUAGGUGGUUUCAAAGGAGAUUUUGAUUUUAAAUCAAUUGGGGAUAAAUUUCCAGAUACUACUCCAUACGUAUUUAUGAGACAAUUUCCAGCUAUUUUAGGUAUUGGUACUGUUUUAUUAUGUUAUUUGACUUUAAGACAAAGUGGAGUUAGACCAAUUAUAGCAUUUAUUACUUCAUUAUUAUUAAUUAUUGAAAAUUCAAAUGUUACAAUUUCAAGAUAUAUUUUAUUAGAUUCCCCAUUAGUAUUUUUCAUUGCAAGUUCAAUUUAUGCAUUUAAAAAAUUUGAAAUUCAAAUUCCAUUUAGUGUUGGAUGGUUUAGAGCUUUAAUUGCAACUGGUAUUGCACUUGGUUUAGCUUUAAGUUCUAAAUGGGUUGGUUUAUUUACUGUUGCAUGGGUUGGAUGUUUAUGUUUAUAUCAAUUAUGGUUCUUAAUUGGUGAUUUAUCAGUUAACACCAAGAAAGUUUGGGCACAUUUCUUUUUAAGAGGUAUUUUAUUAUUAGGUAUUCCAUUGGCGUUAUAUUUUGGUUUUUUUGCUAUUCAUUUUAAAUUAUUGAAAAAUGAAGGUGAUGGUGCUGCUUUCAUGAGUUCAGCAUUUAGAGCUGGAUUGAAUGGGAAUAAAAUUCCAACUGAUAUUACUGCUGAAGUUGGCUUAGGUUCAGUUGUUACAAUUCGUCAUAUGGAUACUCAAGGUGGUUAUUUACAUUCACAUGAUCAUUUUUAUCCAACUGGUUCAAAACAACAACAAAUUACAUUAUAUCCCCAUUUGGAUUCAAAUAAUAAAUGGUUAAUUGAACCAUAUAAUGGUACUAUUCAUAAUAUAACAUUCGUUCCAUUAAUCAAUGGUAUGAAAAUUAGAUUAAAACAUUUAAAUACUGGUAGAAGAUUACAUUCACAUGAUGAAAAACCACCAGUUAGUGAACGUGAUUGGCAAAAAGAAGCUUCAUGUUAUGGAUAUGAAGGAUUUGAAGGUGAUGCGAAUGAUGAUUUUGUUGUUGAAAUUGUUAAUCAUAGAACUGAACCUGGUCAAGCACAAGCAUUUGUUAAAGCUUUAAAGACAGUCUUUAGAUUAAGACAUGCAAUGACUGGUCACUAUUUAUUCUCAAGUGAAGUUAAAUUACCAGAUUGGGGUUUUGGUCAACAAGAAGUUUCAACUGCUUCAUCAGGUAAAAGACAUUUAACACAUUGGUAUAUUGAAACAAAUGAAAAUAGUAUUUUACCAAAAUCUCAACAAACUAUUAUAAAUUAUCCAAAAUUAUCAUUAUGGAAGAAAUUUAUAGAAUCUCAUAGAAAAAUGUGGAAAAUUAAUUCAGGUUUAACUGAUCAUCAUCAUUGGCAAUCAUCACCAACUGAAUGGCCAUUUUUAUUAAGAGGUAUUAAUUAUUGGGGUAAUGAUCAUAAACAAGUUUAUUUAUUAGGUAAUGCAGUAACUUGGUGGUCAACAACUGCAAUUAUAUUUGCAUUUAUUAUUUACUCUGGUAUUUCAAUUUUAAAUUGGCAUUUGGGUGGUUCAAUCUCUACAAAUAAACAUGUUUUUAAUUUUAAUGUUCAAUUAUUUUCAUAUGUUUUAGGUUGGGGAUUACAUUAUUUACCAUUUUUUAUAAUGGGUAGACAAUUAUUUUUACAUCAUUAUUUACCAGCUUUAUAUUUUGGUAUAUUGGCAUUGGGACAAUUUUUUGAGUUAUUUACAAGUUAUUUAACUGCUCAAAAUAAGAUAGUUAAUAAAAUUGGAUAUUUUAUAUUGGCUGUUUUUGUUUCAUUAGGUUUUGUAUUUUAUUUGAAUUAUAGUUCCUUGAUUUAUGGUACUCCAUGGACUAAAUCAAGUUGUGAAUUAAGUAGACCAUUUUCAAGUUGGGAUUUUGAUUGUAACACGUUUUAUAAAUCAUUAGAUCAAUAUUUAAUUGAAGAAGAAUCUGCGUCUUCAAGUAAUAAACCAAGUAAGGAAACAGAAACUGUUAAAGCUGAAGCUAAACAAACUCCAAAAUCAAAACCUAAAUUAGCUAAAAAGGAACCACAUAUUGAAUCACCUCCAAAUCCAAAAAAAGCAGUAAAUCCAGAAAAAUUAAAUGAACAAUUAGCACCUCCAGCAAUCGAUGAUAAGAUUAAAACUCCAAAAAAAAGAUAA